CCUCCCAAAUCGAGAUUACCCUGGGUGCUGAGCACAUUCUGCUUCUGCUACAGGUGUGAGGAACAAUGAAGUGGGAAGGCUUCUAUGCCCUUGUCAUCGGCGUGAACCGCCACUCCACAUCCAUCGGCCGCAUCUGGCUCUCCGUGGUGUUUAUUUUCCGCAUCAUGGUGCUUGUGGUAGCCGCAGAAAGCGUCUGGGGUGAUGAGCAGUCUUCUUUCACCUGCAACACGCAGCAGCCCGGCUGCAAGAACGUCUGCUACGAUUACUACUUCCCCAUCUCUCACAUCCGACUGUGGGCACUGCAGCUUAUCCUGGUGACCACACCAGCCUUGCUCGUGGCCAUGCACGUGGCGUAUCAGCAGCACCAAGAAAAGAAGCUCUUGGUGAUGACAGGCCACGGGGACACCAAGCACCUGGAAGAAGUCAAGAAGCACAAGAUGCGCAUUUCAGGCUCACUGUGGUGGACCUACGUCUGCAGCGUCCUCUUCCGCAUUCUCUUUGAAGGCACCUUCAUGUACAUCUUCUACAUGAUCUACCCUGGGUACCAGAUGAUCCGCCUGGUCAAGUGCGAUGUCUAUCCCUGCCCCAAUACCGUUGACUGCUUUAUCUCCCGGCCCACUGAGAAGACCAUUUUCACCGUCUUCAUGCUGGCCACUUCCGGCAUCUGUAUUAUCCUCAAUGUGGCCGAAAUGGUCCUCCUCAUAGUGCGAGCCUGCGCCCGGCGCGUCAGCCGAAGCCGCAACCCUUCCUCAGGAAAGGGCUCCUUUCUGGGGCACAAGCUGUCUUCGGAGUACAAGCAGAACGAGAUCAACCAGCUGCUGACAGAGCAGGACAGCUCCCUCAAGGACAUUCUCCGGCGGAACUCGGGGCUCCAGGAGAAGAGCGACCGCUGCUCAGCCUGUUAAAGGCCUCCGGUUGUUGGUGGGUCUCUUGGGUUCUGGCCUGACUGGAGAGCAGAGGGCUCUUCGCUGCCUGCCUUGUUACUGUACUGCCUCAAGCCCUGCCGGAGCAAUUUUUGUCUUGUCGGGGCCCCUUCUCACCCCUGCUGUUCCCAGCUACGGCUUCCUCUUCCCUCCCCUCGGCUUCUAGGCCUGUGGAUUUUGCAGGUGCAAGGUUAGCCGAUAGGAUGCCCUGGUCACAGCCUGUGGUCUCCAACUCGGCUUCUAAGGUCACUGCGGGCCCCUUCCAGCCGGGAAACCCCAGCAGCCACCGCUGCCCAGGCUUCUUCCUGCUGUCCCUCAGACCUGGCCUCCUCGCCCCCCCACUCCCCAGCACCCGUCUGGUACUUCUCAUUGCUUUGUCCCUCCCGGGGACAAGGACAAGUGAGCAGCGCAUUUGAGAUGCUGGGCUUUAAUUCACGUAUUGCGUCUUCAAAGGAAAGUCUCCACCUUUCUAUUUAGUCCUGAGGAUCCUACGGUGCCACAUUCAGAAAGGUUAUUUUGAAACGCACCAGCAAUUCAGAGUGUUGCCUCUGCUCCCCUCUGGUGCUUUCCGGCCCAGCAGAUGUUCUUUUCCUUGCACUUGCUAUCCUGGGUCUGCCAAACCAAGUCUGCAGCAGCCCCCCCGCCUCCCGGAAUGCAGGUCGGUCAGUUUUGAGUGGUAGGAUUCCCGUACCGUGAACAGGUAGAACACGACUCUGGCUGGGUGUGCAGCUGCUGACGGGCCAAGAGCUCCUUCCCUGGUCAAGGGGGCUGCCUGGCCAGCGAGCAGGAUUCCGUCUUCCGGCAAGAGGACUGGUAUUGCUGGCUGCAUUUUGUUGUACCAAAGCAAGUCACAGUAUUAAAAUGAUUUUACAGG
This is a messenger RNA of Python bivittatus (Burmese python), 1797 nucleotides long. RefSeq names its product gap junction protein beta 1 (gene GJB1). The record is from RefSeq and is a predicted model, not a curated record. Gene Ontology annotation, biological process: cell-cell signaling. Lineage: Eukaryota; Metazoa; Chordata; Lepidosauria; Squamata; Pythonidae. Gene Ontology annotation, cellular component: connexin complex. Gene Ontology annotation, molecular function: gap junction channel activity.